Tinamus guttatus (white-throated tinamou) is the source of this 511-nucleotide messenger RNA. Lineage: Eukaryota; Metazoa; Chordata; Aves; Tinamiformes; Tinamidae. The record is from RefSeq and is a predicted model, not a curated record.
AUGCAGAAGAGGCCAACAAUCCAUUGUUCCAGCUUCAGGAACACCAUGUCAGGUACCCUCCCAACUACCGCUCAGCCCACCAAUGCCACUGAGCUCAGCAACACCACCCAGCCCUCCAGCAGCUCUACAUCUGCCCCCUCUACUGCUCAGACCGUCCAAACCAGCAAGGCAAUAGUAUCUACCACAGGUUCAUCAGUUACAUCUUCACAACUCAAUGUUACGAUGACCAUUCCCAAGUUUUCUUCCACUUCUGUAACAGCUGCACCGAAAUCUAAAGCUGUUGUAGCCAAAACCUCUGGCUUUGAUGUGGGCAGUUUCAUAGGUGGGAUUGUGCUGACGCUUGGAAUCCUAGUUGUUCUCUACGUGGGAUGCAAAACAUAUCACUCUAGAAGAGGCAUUCAGUACAGAACAAUUGAUGAACAUGAUGCCAUCAUUUAAAGAGGCUUCAGAGAAGGCAGCGGAGGAAACCCAACCUAUCAAUCAAUCACAGCUGUUGUAACUUAUGCUAAGA